This is a messenger RNA of Trichomycterus rosablanca, 7755 nucleotides long. RefSeq names its product receptor-type tyrosine-protein phosphatase delta-like. Bases 685 to 6453 code for a protein of 1922 amino acids. The transcript is spliced from 43 exons. Gene Ontology annotation, biological process: peptidyl-tyrosine dephosphorylation involved in inactivation of protein kinase activity. Gene Ontology annotation, cellular component: signaling receptor complex. Gene Ontology annotation, molecular function: protein tyrosine phosphatase activity; protein binding. Lineage: Eukaryota; Metazoa; Chordata; Actinopteri; Siluriformes; Trichomycteridae. The record is from RefSeq and is a predicted model, not a curated record.
AAUACGAGUCUUAAUGAAGCGAUUCUUUCUUUUAUUUGGACUUUUCUGGGUCGUUCUGUCUGACCCUCCGUCGUGUGGAGAACAGACCCGCAGUUCACCGUGUUUGGACUAAAUAAAGAAACUGGACGGAUUUAUUCAGGCUGUUUGUGAAUGAGAGUGAAGAGAGAUAAACAUUCCUCUGGAUUUUCCCACUGCUUUUGCUUUCUGUGCUCUUGGUUUCCCAGGAUUUGCUGUGUGAGUUCUUUCAGGAUUUCUAAUGUGACCAAGAGCAUCAGGAAAGGAGAAUCCGGAGGAGUUUUAUCUCUUCCUUCCUCUGAUCGCUGCAGCCCGAGCGUCCCGUCGUCUAUCGAGCGGUGCGCUCAGUGGUGAUCACUUCCUGUCGGGGGCAGGUGUAGAGAGGGAGGUGUGCAUGUCUCAGGCUCUGACAUCAUCAUGACACAAGCGUGACCUGAUUGGAUCAGAAGAGUCUCCGCUCUGGCUUCUAACCCUGAGAUGUAAACUGCAGAAUGAACCUUCAGAAAAGGUCUCAGGGGAGAGAAUGUUCCAUUGACCUUCACAUCUGCAACCUCAAGCUGUUCAGUUGGAAACAGUAUUUGGGCUUAGAAAGGUUGUGAGAGGUGAAUAGGAGACUCUCAGCGUUUGUGCCAUCGCGGCGGCCGAAGCUCGUCUGUGCUAACGAUAACGAUGCCAACCCUGCUGCUUCUUCUGCUCGCCUCCGUACCUCUCCUCACACACGCAGACGCACCGCCCAAGUUUUUAAGGACCCCCAGCGACCAGAUGGGCGUGCAGGGCGGCGUGGCCUCGUUCGUCUGCCAGGCCACGGGCGACCCGCGACCCAAGAUCGUCUGGAACAAGAAGGGGAAGAAGGUCAGCAACCAGCGCUUUGAGGUGAUAGAGUUUGACGACGGCUCGGGCUCUGUGCUGAGAAUCCAGCCCUUACGCACGCCGCGGGAUGAAGCCAUAUACGAAUGCGUGGCCUCCAACAGCUUCGGAGAGAUCAGCGCCACCACGCGCCUCACCGUCCUGCGUGAGGACCAGCUCCCUGCAGGGUUCCCCACUAUAGACAUGGGUCCCCAGCUGAAGGUGGUGGAGCGAACCCGCACCGCCACCAUGCUGUGCGCGGCCAGCGGUAACCCCGACCCGGACAUCACCUGGUUUAAAGACUUCCUCCCGGUCAACACCAGCAACAACAACGGACGAAUCAAACAGCUCCGAUCAGGUGGUACGCCGAUACGAGGAGCUUUGCAGAUCGAACACAGCGAGGAGUCGGACCAAGGGAAAUACGAAUGUGUGGCUACGAAUAACGACGGCACACGCUACUCCGCCCCGGCUAACUUAUACGUACGAGUCCGGCGGGUUCCACCACGUUUCUCCAUCCCACCCACGGACAACGAGAUCAUGCCAGGGGGCAGCGUGAACAUCACCUGCGUGGCCGUGGGCUCGCCCAUGCCCUACGUCAAGUGGAUGCUGGGCACGGAGGACCUGACCCCGGAGGACGACAUGCCCAUCGGGCGCAACGUCCUGGAGCUGACCGACGUCCGGCAGUCGGCCAACUACACGUGCGUGGCCAUGUCAACACUGGGCGUCCUGGAGGCCGUGGCGCAGAUCACGGUUAAAGCCUUACCGAAGCCACCGGGAGUCCCUGUGGUGACGGAACGCACUGCGACCAGCAUCACCCUCACGUGGGACUCUGGGAACCCGGAACCCGUGUCCUACUACAUCAUCCAGCACAAGUCGAAAUAUUCGGAAGACUCGUACAAAGAGAUCGACGGUGUCGCCACCACCCGCUACAGCGUGGGCGGCCUGAGCCCCUACUCCGACUACGAGUUCCGCGUGCUCGCCGUCAACAACAUCGGUCGCGGACCGGCCAGCGAAGCCAUCGAGGCCAAAACGGCCGAGCAGGCGCCCAGCACCGCCCCGCGCCAGGUCAGGGGUCGCAUGCUGAGCGCCACCACGGCCGUCAUCCACUGGGAGGAACCCGAAGAGGCUAACGGCCAGAUCAUGGGCUACAGGGUCUACUACACCAUGGAUCCCAGUCAGCACGUCAACCAGUGGGAGAAGCUGAUCGUCCGGAGCGGCAACUUCGUCACCAUCCACGGCCUGACGCCCAAUAAGACGUACUACAUCAAAGUGCUGGCGUACACAUCGGUGGGGGAUGGACCGCUCUCCUCAGACCUGCAGAUUAUCGCCAAGACUGGAGUUCCAUCCCAGCCGACCGACUUCAAAGCCGAAGCCAAAUCGGAAACCAGCAUCCUGCUGUCGUGGGUGGCGCCCCCUCAGACGGGCCAGGACAGCCAGAUCACCGGAUACGAGCUGAUUUACAAGAGGAAAGACGACAAGGAGGAGAAGCGCGUGAGCUUCGAACCCACCACCACCUACCUCCAGAAGGAUCUGAGACCCUUCACCACCUACACCUUCCAGCUGGCGGCGCGGAGCAGGCACGGCAUCGGCGCCUACACCAACGAGAUCUCGGCCGAGACGCCGCAGACACAACCUUCAGCGCCGCCGCAGGACGUCGUUUAUUCUAGCCACAGUUCCACCAGCAUUCUGGUUAGCUGGAAGCCGCCGCCGCCGGAGCUACAAAACGGGAUCGUUACCAAAUACACCGUACAGUACGCCGCCACCGAGGGGGAGGACACGUCGCUCCAGCAGGUCUCCGAAAUCCCGCCGGAGAAGACGCGCUAUCUGUUAGAAAACCUGGACAAAUGGACGGAAUACCGGGUGACCGUGAGCGCCCAUACAGACGCCGGAGCGGGGCCCGAGAGCCUGCCGCAGCUCGUCCGUACCGAGGAGGACGUUCCCAGCGGCCCGCCUCGUAAAGUCGAGGUGGAGGCUGUCAACUCCUCGUCCGUUAAGGUGCUGUGGCGAUCGCCGGUGCCCAACCGACAUCACGGCCAAAUCCGCGGCUACCAGGUGCAUUAUGUCAAGAUGCUUAACGGGGAGCCGGUGGGUCAUUCUGCCAUCAAGGACAUCCUGAUUGAUGAUGCCCAGUGGGAGUACGACGAUUCCACCGAAUAUGAAAUGGUCCUGGCCGACCUGCAGGCGGAGACCACGUACUCGGUCACCGUGGCCGCGUACACCACAAAAGGCGACGGCGCUCGCAGCAAACCCAAGCUGGUCACCACCACGGGUGCAGUCCCUGAGAAGCCUCGCCUGAUGGUCAGUCCCACCAACAUGGGCACGGCGCUGCUCCAAUGGCACCCCCCUCCGAACACACACGGCCCCCUUCAGGGCUACCGCCUCCGCUUCGGGCGCAAAGACGUGGAACCCCUGACGGUCAUCGAGUUCCCCGAGCGGGAAAACCACUACACCACCAAAGAGAUCCACAAGGGCGCGUCCUACACCUUCCGCCUCUCGGCCCGCAACAAGGUGGGCUUCGGCGAGGAGACGGUCAAGGAGAUCAGCACCCCCGAGGACGCGCCCUCCGGUUUCCCGCAGAACAUCGUGGCCGACAGCGGCACCACCACGACCAUCCGGGUCAGCUGGGAGCCCGUCCUGCUGGCCGAGCGGAACGGUAACGUGGUCAAGUACGCCCUCCAGUACAAAGACAUCAACAGUCCGCGGAGUCCCUCGGAGCUCUUCAUCACCGCCCCGGAGUCCACGGUCAUCCUGGACGGGCUCAAAGCCGACACCACGUACGAUAUCAAAAUGUGCGCCUUCACCGGCAAGGGCCCGGGGCCUUACAGCCCGAGCAUCCAGUUCCGAACCCAACCGCUUCAUCAAGCAGUGUUCGCAAAAAACUUCCACGUCAAAGCCGCCAUGAAGACCUCGGUGCUGCUGACCUGGGAGAUCCCCGACAACUACAACCCCGCUCAGCCCUUCACCAUCCUGUACGACAACGGCCAGAGCGUGGAGGUGGACGGCAAGCUGACCCAGAAGCUGAUCACCAACCUGCAGCCGGAGACGCAGUACUCCUUCCUCCUGACCAACCGGGGGAACAGCGCCGGCGGCCUGCAGCACCGCGUCUCCACCAUGACGGCCCCGGACAUCCUGCGCACCAAGCCCUACCUGAUCGGCAAGACCAACUCGGACGGCAUGGUCACCGUGGAGCUGCCGACCGUCCACACCACCCACAAAGUCAACGGGUACUACGUUGUGGUGGUUCCUCUGAAGAAGCAGCGCACGGGGAAGUUCCUCAAACCCUGGGACAGUCCGGAUGAGAUGAACCUGGAGGAGCUCCUGAGGGAGAUAAACCGGACGAGCGGAGGGUUCCGGUUCCGGAGGCAGGUCGAACCCAAACCCUACAUCGCCGCCUUCUUCAGAGAGCUGCCCACCGAGUUCACGCUGGGAGACAACAAGAUGUACGGAGAGUUCGAGAACAAGCAGCUUCUCAACGGCCAGGAGUACGUCUUCUUCAUUCUGGCCGUGCUGGAGAUCUCUGAACACACCAUGUACGCCACCAGUCCGUACUCUGACCCGGUGGUGUUGGCGGACAUCGACCCCCAGCCCAUCAUCGACGAGGAGGAGGGGCUGAUCUGGGUGGUGGGUCCCGUCCUCGCCGUCGUCUUCAUCAUCUGCAUCGUCAUCGCCAUCCUGCUGUACAAGAGAAAACGAGCCGAGUCUGACGCCAGGAAAGGCAGUUUACCCCACAGUAAAGAAAUACCAUCUCACCACCCCACCGAUCCUGUGGAGCUUCGCCGCCUCAACUACCAAACCCCAGGUCCCGGUGCCUCCGGUUAUCCCAGUAACCUUCAUCUGUCAAGUAUGGCCAGCCACCCGCCCAUACCCAUCAUGGAACUGGCCGAUCACCUGGAGCGACUCAAAGCCAACGACAACCUCAAGUUCUCCCAGGAAUAUGAGUCCAUCGAUCCGGGACAGCAGUUCACGUGGGAGCAUUCGAACCUGGAGGUAAACAAAGCCAAGAACCGCUAUGCCAACGUCAUCGCCUACGACCACUCCCGGGUCCUGCUGUCCGCCAUCGACGGAAUUCCAGGGAGCGACUACAUCAACGCCAACUACAUCGACGGCUACAGGAAGCAGAACGCCUACAUCGCCACGCAGGGUUCGUUACCCGAGACCUUCGGCGAUUUCUGGAGGAUGAUCUGGGAGCAGCGCAGCGCCAACAUCGUCAUGAUGACCAAGCUGGAGGAGCGGUCUAGGAUCAAGUGUGACCAGUACUGGCCCAACAGAGGCUCGGAGACGUACGGCCUGAUCCAGGUCACCCUGCUGGACACGGUGGAGCUGGCCACCUACUGCGUCAGGACCUUCGCUCUGUUUAAGAGCGGCUGCAGUGAGAAGAGAGAGGUGAGACAGUUCCAGUUCACAGCCUGGCCCGAUCACGGUGUUCCGGAACACCCCACACCGUUCCUGGCCUUCCUGCGCAGGGUCAAAGCCUGUAACCCACCGGACGCUGGACCCAUGGUGGUGCACUGCAGCGCCGGCGUGGGCAGAACCGGCUGCUUCAUCGUGAUCGACGCCAUGAUGGAGCGCAUCAAGCACGAGAAGACGGUGGACAUCUACGGUCACGUGACCCUGAUGCGGGCGCAGAGGAACUACAUGGUGCAGACGGAGGACCAGUACGUGUUCAUCCACGACGCCCUGCUGGAGGCCGUGACCUGCGGCACCACCGAGGUGCCGGCGCGCAACCUGUACGCCUACAUCCAGAAACUCACCCACAUCGAGACGGGCGAGAACGUCACCGGCAUGGAGCUGGAGUUCAAGCGUUUGGCGAACACCAAGGCUCACACGUCACGCUUCAUCAGCGCCAAUCUGCCCUGCAACAAGUUCAAGAACCGCCUGGUGAACAUCAUGCCGUACGAGUCCACACGCGUGUGCCUGCAGCCCAUCAGAGGGGUGGAGGGUUCCGACUACAUCAACGCCAGCUUCAUCGACGGCUACCGGCAGCAGAAGGCGUACAUCGCCACGCAGGGUCCUCUCGCCGAGACCACGGAGGAUUUCUGGAGGAUGCUGUGGGAGCACAACUCCACCAUCGUGGUCAUGCUCACCAAACUGAGAGAGAUGGGCAGGGAAAAGUGCCAUCAGUACUGGCCGGCCGAGCGCUCCGCCCGCUACCAGUAUUUCGUGGUGGACCCCAUGGCCGAGUACAACAUGCCUCAGUACAUCCUGCGGGAGUUUAAAGUCACAGACGCCAGGGACGGUCAGUCCCGGACGGUCAGGCAGUUCCAGUUCACGGACUGGCCGGAGCAGGGCGUGCCCAAAUCGGGAGAGGGCUUCAUCGACUUCAUCGGCCAGGUGCACAAAACCAAGGAGCAGUUCGGCCAGGACGGACCAAUCUCGGUGCACUGCAGCGCUGGCGUGGGUAGAACCGGCGUGUUCAUCACCCUCAGCAUCGUUUUGGAGAGGAUGAGGUACGAGGGAGUCGUGGACAUCUUCCAGACGGUCAAGAUGCUGAGGACGCAGAGACCAGCCAUGGUGCAGACGGAGGAUCAAUACCAGUUCUGCUACCGGGCCGGACUGGAGUACCUGGGAAGCUUCGACCACUAUGCAACGUAAGAGCGUCGGCGUGAGCGAGGGGCGGCGACGUGGGGGCCGUCCGAGGGUCACUUCUACUUCUGAGCCAUACGAAUUCCUGCUUGUGAAAAGUACUUCUUAAAAAAAAAAAAAAACUCCUAGUCUAAAAGACUCCGGACUCGAUUUGUUUGUUGGGUGUGAAUGAAAAAAAAAAACAAUAUAUGAAAUUAUAGUAUUAAUAAUAACGAAAAUAUAAAAGAAAAACCAGACGAAACAAGGAAAACUCCAGGUGGACCAAGAAACCCGUUUAAUUCACCCCCCAUGUUCCUUCAGACACCGGAACGCGGGACCCGCGGAGCCGUGGAGACGUCUCGGAUUCACGAACGCAGAUAAACGACAUAAAUAAAACAAAAUAAUAAUAAUCAUUAAAAAGAGAGACAGAAUCGCCCCCCCCCCCCCCGGAGCGACGUUUGAUGACACGAGCGUGAGCCGAGACGUCGUGGACUUGCUUGCUUGGCAUCACAUGGACGACGAGGAUCCACCGGCGGAGGAAGAAGGAACAAAACAGAAACAAAACAAAACAAAACAAACAAAAAUAAACGAAUAUAUAGAGACACGGACGUAUGUAAUAGUAAUAACGAAACCCUCUUGUCCUGAUGUUCGUCCUUCCGAUGGCGGGGUGCAGAAACGCCCGAAUAAAGGAGCUGCGGAUUUAGUUUUUUAGUACUUGAGUACACGACUGAGCGACCUGUCUGUCUGCCUUUUAUUUUGUUGGUUUGUUUGUUUUUUGUUUGUUUUGUUUGUUUAUAAUCAGAGCUCGCUCGGACUGUCUGACCCGACCUGACCCGAGUAUUAUCGACAUAUUGUUACGAACACGUCUGUAUUGUAUUCUUAUUUUUACGUUCCGCUCAUAUCUGUCGUCCAUGAUCACACACUCACACACACACACAGGCGUGCACGCAUACACACACACACACACACACACACUCACGCGUGCGCGGGGAACGUGGAUAUUUCGGGAGGCGCGUGGAAUCAAAAGGGGAGGCACAGUAUGAAGUUGCUGCUACGGAAUAUCUCAGUUCUUCCAUGUUUAUCAGACGAGCCUCUGAGACGAGCCCAGAGAGAGAGUAAAAUAUAGACAGAAAUAUAUAAGAUCACAUAUAUAUAUAUAUAUAUACGUAUGUAAAUAUUUAUACAACAUUAAUAAUGUAUACUUAUAGAUAAAUCAUAAAUACACACAGUAUAUCAGCUGUAGGGGAAUGAAGAGGUGCUUGACUGGAAUGCACAUCGCUGGGGCAGAAAUUCAGUGCAUCUUUUCUCGUGCAAUAAAUAAACCGGUGUGAC